This is a messenger RNA of Suncus etruscus (white-toothed pygmy shrew), 2070 nucleotides long. RefSeq names its product transmembrane protein 232 (gene TMEM232). Lineage: Eukaryota; Metazoa; Chordata; Mammalia; Eulipotyphla; Soricidae. The record is from RefSeq and is a predicted model, not a curated record.
AUGCACAAAGUUGUUAAAAUGGAAGAGAUUAUGCUGUAUUCAGGUUUAUAUGUGCCUGUUAAGAAAUCACCUAUGAUGAAUAACUUUGAAAUAGUAUUUCCCUCUAAUGAAAAAUUCAAGGACCAUUAUGUUCAAAAUUUAAGAAGACAACCAAGUUAUAAAUCCAAGCCAUCAUUUUCAAUCACAAAAGAGUUUAUUCUGAGAUUUAAUAGAACAACUAAUCCAAAAGAGGAGAAGGAAUUGGUGGAUAGAGCUAGAAAAUACAUUCUCAGAUGUAAGAGGAAGCUGGGUCUCAAAACUUUAGGUUCUGGGAGUCACGUGUACCUUCCUACAGUUUGGACUGAAGUAGUCUAUCUAGCUCAAUGCAAAGGAGAAAUCCAAGAGGAAGCCUUAAAUAUACUUUAUAUUUCCUUGGACCACGCUGCCUUUGAUUAUGAACAUCUGCCUGCCUUAUUUUUUGUUGCGGAAUCAAUAUUAUAUAGACUUUGUUGUGAUGCUUCCUUAAAGUCAUACUUAUAUUCAGUUGAAAUAAAGCUGACCAAGAUUGCCUACUUGGUCUGCUUACGACUUUUUAUAUUUUUUCUGCAUGGUCAUCUAGACAGUUUUAAACAACAUUUACUUAGACUUCAGCCAUACCUAUACGCACUUACGUUUUCUGAAAAUUCAUAUGGUCAGUAUACAAACAUGUUUUCAAAUAUACAGUUUAUUCUGAAGGCCAUGGAAAUUAUAUACAGAACAGAACUUCCUAAAUCAAAUUUUAACCAUCUGGAAAAUGAGCAAAAAUGUAACUCAGAUUCUGACAUGAGAGGAUAUGAGAUUGACCAACUAUUUUGGCAUUGUGUGACUGCCUGGUUUUGUGUUCAGAAGAAUAGUCCACAGUUGAAAAAAGUGCUUAAACAUCUCACCUUUCAUAAGACACAACUACAAAAGAAUAGCUGGUUGGACUCAGUACUGGCAUUGAUAGUCUUGGGGGAGGCUGCAAAAUUAAACAUGUCCUGCUUGAAAGCUUUGCUGGAAUUAAUGAGAGAUUUUAUUUGUAGCCUUAAUAUUGUUCAGAAUCAGGGAGAAGCGGAUAUAGCAACUGACAUUUCCCGAGCAUGCAAUAUUGUCUACAUAUAUACAACAAUUCUUGCAGAAAUUUGCUUGUAUGCAACUACUUCUAAUAUGCGAAAAACUGCUUUCGUUGGCUUCUGUGAAUAUGAAAGUUCACAAAAAAAUAUCUUAUCCUGGGAGAAGUCAGAACACUCAGAAUUAAGGAAUACAAGUUUUUUAGGUCUUGUGGAUUUUUUUUCUUCAAGAAUGUCAGAUGAGUGUAAUCAAGUAAUAUGGAAUGGAUACUACAGCUUAGUGUAUAAUCUAGUAAAAAUGUCAUGGGAACUUCAAAAUGAUGAGGAACAGGUUGGAUUUAGAAACAAAAUAUGGCAAACAUUACAGAAAUUAAAGAAUGAAGAUAAAAGUGGAGUAGCUCAGAGAGCAAUAAAUAUAGCUCAGGCUGAAAUUAAUAGUCCAAGUGAUCCUUUCACUAGUUAUGAUUCAAAAGUUCCAUUGAAUAUUGGAGAUGAAAUUUUCUCUAAAUUCAUAGGAUGGAGAAUUGCCAACACACUUUCCAAUCUAUUCUUCUCCUACCAUGAUGCCCAUACUCUUCCUCCAAAAAAAUCAGUGACAAAAGAAAGUAAAAUGAGAUAUCUAAAAAAAAAUCAAGAGUUUCUGAAGAAAAGAGUUCUACAUUUCACUGAAAGGGAUCGUUCUUCUCUAUUAGAAUUGCCUUUGUGUCCAUAUCCAGAAUUCUUCACAAAAGCAGAUAAAGAGUUGACAAGAAUCAUUGACAAUCACUGGCAAGAAGAACAAAAACUUCAAGAGAUAGAAGAUGCAAUACAUGAUGCCCAGGAACAGCAUGAUAAAGAAUUAAGGGAACAAGAACACUUCAGAGAAAUUAUGAAGAGAAGAGAAGAGAAACUUCACAAAAAAACCAAACCCUAUGAACUUCCUCCUAAGAUUGAUGCAAUUUCAUUAGAAAAUAAAAUACUACCUUCAGGUCUGCAAGUAAUUCACGACCUAAAAGAGACCUAA